Sphenostylis stenocarpa is the source of this 501-nucleotide messenger RNA. The record is from the annotation of a GenBank genome assembly. Lineage: Eukaryota; Viridiplantae; Streptophyta; Magnoliopsida; Fabales; Fabaceae.
AUGAAGUACAUACCGAGCUCCAUUGAAAUUUCAGAAAUGGAAGCAGAGAGGAAUGAGAAGGAGGAAAUGCAGAACAAGGCAACAGUGGAAGCACUCUACAAGGCCCUGCUGGGGCAAGGCCAAAUGGACACAGUGGCAAACAUGCUAGCAAGUGACCUUGAAUGGUGGUUCCAUGGUCCUCCACAGUGCCAACAUAUGAUGAGGGUGCUCACGGGGGAAACUGCCCUCAGCAGCGGCUUCCGGUUCGAACCGAGGAGCGUCGCCGCCAUCGGGGACUGUGUGAUCGCCGAAGGGUGGGAGGGAAAGGCCUACUGGGUGCAUGUUUGGACUGUGAACAAUGGCCUCAUCACACAGUUCAGAGAGUACUUCAACACAUGGCUUGUGGUCAGGGACUUGAGGUCACAAACGUGGAAAAAUAGGCUUGAGAACAUGACAUUGUGGCAAAGUCAGCCCCGUGAUCUUUAUCGCCGAUCCCUGCCGGGACUGGUCUUAGCCAUUUAG